AUUGACUAGGCUGCUGUGGUCUUCAAACACCGUUCUCUGUGGGCCAGAGGCGAUGUGGUGCUGAAGACCCAGGACAAAGCCCAGGCUCCUCGCUAGGAUGGGGCCGGCGUGGCUGUGGCUGCUGGGAGCAGGGAUCCUGGCUUCUGCCCAUGGAGAUGCGGGUCCGGGGCUGCCACCAGCGCCCAGUGGUCCGCUCCCAGAGCUGGCCCCUGCCUACCGCCAAGUCACACCCACCAUUACCAGCUUCGCUUUGCGUUUGUAUAAGCAGCUGGCGGCGGGAACCCCGGGAAACAUCUGCUUCUCCCCGGUGAGCAUCUCCACCACCCUGGCCCUCCUCUCUCUCGGGACCCCAGCUGGCACAUCAGCUCAGAUCCUGAGGGGCCUGGGCUUCAACCUCACGGAGACCCCGCAGGCCGACAUCCACCAGGGCUUCCAGAGCCUGCUCCGCACCCUUGACCUGCCCAGCCCCAAACUGGAGCUGAAAGUUGGCAACUCCCUGUUCCUGGACAAGCAGCUGAGGCCUCGGCAGAGCUUUCUGGACAGGGUCAGGGAGCUGUACGGAGCUCUGGCUUUUUCUGCCAACUUCACUGAUUCUGCUACAACCAGGAGGCAUAUCAACGACUAUGUGAGAAAGCAAACAUACGGGCAGGUGGUGGACGGCCUCCCGGAGCUCACCGAGGAUACGCUCAUGGUUCUCUUGAACUACAUCUUCUUCAAAGCCAAGUGGAAGCAUCCUUUCCAUCGCUACCAGACCCAGAAGCAGGACAGCUUCUUUGUGAAUGAGAGGACCCCUCUCCGCAGCCCUCUGAUGCACCAGAAGGAGAUGCACAGGUUCCUCUACGACCCGGAGAUGACCUGCACCGUCCUCCAGAUAGAGUUCAGCGGGAACGCCCUGGCCCUGCUGAUCCUCCCUGACCCGGGCAAGAUGGAGCAGGUGGAGGCCGCGCUGCAGCCCGAGACCCUGAGAAAAUGGAGCCAGCUGCUCCGGCCCAGCCUGUUGGACUUGCAUUUGCCAAGGUUUUCCAUCUCUGGGACGUAUAACCUGGGAGAAAUCCUUUCCCACAUUGGUCUCACCGACAUGUUCGCGUUAGAAGCUAGCUUGUUAUCAGGAAUCACUGGACGGCCCAACAAAACCAUCUCCAGGGUGUCACACAAGGCAGCAAUGGGCAUGAGCGAGCGGGGAACCAAGGCAGGCGCUGCCUCGGGCCUCCUCUCCCAGCCCCCGGCUCUGAACGCGACCUCGGCCCCACAGGCCCAUUUCAACAGGCCUUUCCUGGUGCUGCUAUGGGAGGUGACCACGCACAGCCUGCUCUUCCUGGGAAAAGUCAUCAACCCGGCUGCGGGGUGACAUGGUGGGAGGCUGGGGGCUGCCUUGUCUCUCCCCUGCCAGACAAACAGGAAGGUCGGCACCAGCCCGCGCUGUGGGCUGACGUGAGGACCAGUCCACCAGGGGACAAAGAUCCUAAUAAAGUUGGCCUUGGGUUUUGUGAA
This is a messenger RNA of Pteronotus mesoamericanus, 1491 nucleotides long. RefSeq names its product serpin family A member 11 (gene SERPINA11). Bases 98 to 1348 code for a protein of 416 amino acids. Gene Ontology annotation, biological process: negative regulation of endopeptidase activity. NCBI's taxonomy places the organism in Eukaryota, Metazoa, Chordata, Mammalia, Chiroptera, Mormoopidae. Gene Ontology annotation, molecular function: serine-type endopeptidase inhibitor activity. The transcript has 5 exons. The record is from RefSeq and is a predicted model, not a curated record.